AUGGCGCUUCCGUCCAAACGAAAACCAGUGCCGACCGUGCAACUCGAUGCUACAGAUGCAGCGCCAGGGUGGCUUUCGCAAGAACGUCAUCGCCUUGGCGACGCGUCCAUCUCGCCUGCGACUCUAAUCGCCGACGCUUCCGCCGGAACGUCAGCAGAUGGGGCCAGGUCAAUGGCAAACGUUAUUAAAAAUGGUCAAGGGACACCAAGUCGACCCGUGAACCAGCAACAGCACCAAAGGUCUCGCUCGUGGCUCGCCGAUUGGCUCAAGUCUGGCGGGGCGACCCCUUCCGCUAUUCGAGCCGCGGAUGAGAAUGUUCCGCUGCCGCCCUCACUCGGACCCCGCUCUUCCAUCACCCGAACCAAGUCCGAAGGCGACGGUAGAGCGAGUAAAACACUCUCAGUGCUUGGUUUCAGAAGAAAAACCCGUCGAGGAAGUCAAUCGGAGCAGGCGGUGGCUCCUGUCGCACUCGUCCCGACACCGAGCCCGGCUUCCGAUGUCCCACCUCGCCGAGCUUUACCGCCCACGCUUACCCCCGAUCAAGGUCGGUCAUCGUGCCAAGAAUUUCUCGAUAUUCCCGCUGGAAGUAUCUUGACUAACACAUCCGAUUCAUACGAUGUUCAGACUUCGUCGCUCUCCGAUCGCCGCUCAAUGCGACUCCUCACCACAUGCUGCCGGCCGCCGCCUUGGCGGCGAACAAGCGCAGCACGAUCGCACCUUCGUCCGCCACCUCCGGUGGUUUCCCCACGUGUCAAUCGAGCGAAAGAAAUCGCCCAGCGUCAUGGAAUUGGGAUGGUGGCUCUGGCAACGUCUGGCCCGCACCGAAUAGGGUCUCUGACCCUGACGCGCCUUCACGUGACCGGAUCGAUUCCCUCUCUUCAGUGUACUCGCACGGCCCCGUCGACCUCGGCGAGAUCUGGGACGACCUAGUGACGGAAGGCGAUAUCUCAAUUUCGGACCUUAUUCCUACUCGAUCCACGAACGUCUUCCCUACGACACCGACUUCGGCCCUGGCCACUCACGAUUUCCACAGCGAGCACAACGAGCACGACGUGUCGACCCAUGGGAUGACCUCGCACAACCUCUCGAGUGACAAUUCAGAGAUCUCCUUCGUCUCCCUCUCUGCCUUCCCUUCGCCACCACUCGCUUCUGAUGCGGUAUUCGAGCACGCCACGACAUUGCAGAGCGCGAGUUCCCUUGCCGAGCGACGGGGCCGCAAGCAGGCGAUUCCUGCCUUGAUCAUCCCUCAAUCUCUUGUCGCUUUGGCCAUCGAUUCGGCUUCUGACGACGGGUGUGAGUUCGGUGGUGAUGGGUUUCCGGUAGGCGGGCCUACGAUGUCCUACUUCUCUCCGGUCACACCCCCUUGCGGUGCUACGUUCGCAUUCGACCUCAGCGCUUCGACCGGGUCUUCACGUUCUUCGUCUCAAAUGGCAGGCUUGGCCAUCUCGCAUGCGGCCUAUACGGACCAAAGCGAUAUAGACGAGGCAGCGAGCUAUGAACAAGAACGGUCGACCUUCAGCGUGUCCGACGUGCUUGCGCGCCAUCUCCCCGUCUCGAAGAACGCUUUCCUCCAUCCAUUCCAGCCACCCACUCUACCGCGAUCAUCCGCCUCGAGCCCUACCUUUGGCGAACGAAGUGAUUCCGAACAAGCACCCAGUUCGACAUUGACCGCCAUCUCCACCUUCUCGCCCAAUCUGUGGAGCGGUAGUGAGAGCAACGCCUCGUUCGAAACGCGCGCUUCGUCCGUCGAAGAGGAAGAUUAUCUUGACCCACCACCGAGAUGUAGUAGUCGACGAGGGGGAGGUGAAUCCUCCUUUGAUCCAAAUUGGUCCAUUGCUUCGACGGAAGCGGAUGGAAAUUCCAAUUCGAUGGUGGAAGGGUCAAGUGCUGAUGAGCAAUCGAUGGGGGAUUCGUUCGGGAGGGGCAAGCGAUGGAUCGAGCAGGAGAUGAAAGGCGUUGGGAUGCCGGGGAACGAUAGUACCCGAACGGACGAGACGAGAGUCACCAUUCCGGAGGCGAGGCAUGUCAUCCACCACGACGAUGAGGAGGACAAUCUUGAGUCGGAGGAUCGGACGCUCCGAUUGGCGGAAGCUUUCGGGAAGAGGGAAGUCGAGCGACGACGCGUGGAGGCGUACGACUGGGGAGAGACGAGGGUCGUCGAGCCCUUUAUGACGGCGUCGCAGAGGACGAACUGCGAAGAGGAGCUUGGGACGAAUGAGAUUGUGGCAUGGGGGGUCGCGUUGUGA
Molecule: messenger RNA, 2246 nt
Organism: Microbotryum saponariae
Lineage: Eukaryota; Fungi; Basidiomycota; Microbotryomycetes; Microbotryales; Microbotryaceae
Source: the annotation of a GenBank genome assembly